This is a messenger RNA of Lampris incognitus (smalleye Pacific opah), 750 nucleotides long. RefSeq names its product R3H domain containing-like (gene r3hdml). Lineage: Eukaryota; Metazoa; Chordata; Actinopteri; Lampriformes; Lampridae. The record is from RefSeq and is a predicted model, not a curated record. The transcript is spliced from 5 exons. Bases 1 to 750 code for a protein of 249 amino acids.
AUGGGUGCUCCUUGUGUUCAACUCCUAUUUGCUGUCAUCUUGUGGACAACGCCUUACAUGGGAGCCACCACUGUGUUCUCAGCCUCUGCAAGCCCACUCCACCAGACCAAAGCCAGCUUUAAAACGCAAUCCCAGUUUUGGAAUCUCACCAGUGGUGCCGAUAUGCUCCAUGGCAGACGUAAACGAGCCAUCUCGUCCAGGGAAAUAAAUGCAUUGCUGGAUUAUCACAACCGAGUCCGCUCUCAGGUCUUUCCUCCAGCUGCCAAUAUGGAAUACUUGGUGUGGGAUGAAGGACUCGCCAAAUCAGCUGAUUCUUGGGCUUCACGCUGCAUAUGGGAUCAUGGUCCAACACAAGCCAUGAGACACAUGGGCCAAAACCUGUCAAUCAUCUCCGGACGGUUCCACUCCGUCACCGAGCUGGUGAGGUCAUGGAACGAGGAGAGACGUCAUUUUUCCUACCCUGACAGUUGUGGCGGAGCUGUGUGCUCUCACUAUACGCAGAUGGUGUGGGCCAGCACCAGCAGAAUGGGAUGUGCCAUCAAGACGUGCUCCAACAUGUAUGUGUUCGGGAGCACUUGGCGAGAGGCAACGUUUCUAGUCUGCAACUACUCAAUAAAAGGUAACUGGGUGGGAGAGGCGCCCUACAAGGUUGGGAGGCCUUGCUCUGCCUGUCCGUCAAGCUACGGCGGUACCUGCUGGAGAAACCAGUGUUCAGGCAGCUCAGGAACCAAAAGACGCAUCGGAUAUUAG